AUGUCCCUGCUGCUGCUUCAGCUGUUAGUGCUCUCAUGUCUGGGAGUCGCAGAGCCACAGGGAGAUUCACCACAAAGGAAAAGCAGGCGGCCGUUCCAGCACCUCUUCUAUCUGCGCAAAAAUCUGCUGGAAAGUCAGAGUUUUCGUGAGGUGGCAGGGAAAAAGCCAGUAGGUGUUGAGGAAACCCUGGGACAACCAAGCUUUUUUGUAGCAAUUCCACAGACGGCAUCUGAAAGUGAGAGGCAAGAGGAGAAAAAAAUGUCCAGAUUCAUCCUUCCCAAUGCAGAACACCACGCAGACAAAGACCUGAGAACCUGGGCUACACCCAGAGAGAUCUCUCCCGUGGAAAACUUCUCUCCAUCCCACUAUUCCAGCAAGAGGGAGGCCGAACCUCUCUACAGAAAAGAUGCCAAGAAAUUUUGGGACCACUUCAUGUUAAAGAAAAAUUCAGCAUCUGAAGAGGUUGUCCUGCCAAUCAAGACCAAUGAAAUGCACCAAGAAAACUGCAGAACCCUGCCUUUUUCCCAGAGUGUUACUCAUGAGAGCUGCGAGAAGGUGAUGAUACAGAAUAACCUGUGUUUUGGAAAAUGUAGUUCCUUUCAUGUUCCUGGUCCAGAUGAUCGUCUUUAUACCUUUUGUUCUCAUUGCUUGCCCAGUAAGUUCUUCAUGAAGCGCUUGGAUCUCAACUGCACCAGUUCUGUCCCAGUGGUCAAAGAAGUCAUGAUAGUGGAAGAGUGUAAAUGUGAAACUCAGAAGAUUAAAGACUCUGUGACUGGAUCUCUACUGUCAGACUUGCAUGCAAAUGUACAUGAGCACAACUGA
Messenger RNA from Tauraco erythrolophus (red-crested turaco), 822 nucleotides. It is a transcript of the gene CER1, whose product is annotated as cerberus 1, DAN family BMP antagonist. The record is from RefSeq and is a predicted model, not a curated record. NCBI's taxonomy places the organism in Eukaryota, Metazoa, Chordata, Aves, Musophagiformes, Musophagidae.